AUGGCGGACGACGACAGCGGGAGCCCCCGGGGCGGCGGCGGGGUCAGGGAGCAGGACCGCUUCCUCCCCAUCGCCAACAUCAGCCGCAUCAUGAAGAAGGCCGUGCCGGCCAACGGCAAGAUCGCCAAGGACGCCAAGGAGACCCUCCAGGAGUGCGUCUCCGAGUUCAUCUCCUUCGUCACCAGCGAGGCCAGCGACAAGUGCCAGAAGGAGAAGCGCAAGACCAUCAACGGGGACGAUCUGCUCUGGGCCAUGGCCACGCUCGGAUUCGAGGAGUACGUAGACCCCCUCAAGAUCUACCUGCAAAAAUGGUUCAGCAUGGAGGUUACGCCCAAGGGAUGGGUUAUAUGCAACCCCAGUACCAUAAUGGGGACACCUGAAACUGAAGAUCAGGCAAUUUUCGGCAAUGGGUAUUGCUCCAUGAGUGGUUUGUAG
Molecule: messenger RNA, 435 nt
Organism: Triticum turgidum subsp. durum (durum wheat)
Lineage: Eukaryota; Viridiplantae; Streptophyta; Magnoliopsida; Poales; Poaceae
Source: the annotation of a GenBank genome assembly